Messenger RNA from Ambispora gerdemannii, 858 nucleotides. NCBI's taxonomy places the organism in Eukaryota, Fungi, Glomeromycota, Glomeromycetes, Archaeosporales, Ambisporaceae. The record is from the annotation of a GenBank genome assembly.
AUGGAAGAAAAUAACUCUCAAUCCCAAAUCAUCGUCCUCAACGUUGGCGGACGAAAGUAUGAGACUUUCCAAUCUACUUUAACCGCCUAUCCAGAUACUUUACUUGGCACAAUGUUUGCAGAAAGGAAUCAACAUCUUUUGAAACCCAAAAAUGGAAACGAAUAUUUUUUCGAUCGUAAUGGCCGAGCAUUUCAUUACAUUAUGGAAUACUAUAGAUCUGGAAAACUUUAUUUUCCGACUCAACUUAACGAUGAAAAUUCUAAAUUUUGGGUGACAAAAGAAGAAAUCGAAUCGGAACUUGAUUAUUUUCAAAUCGAUAUUAAAGACAUGAAAGAGGCACAUCUAUUGCUUAGCAAAUAUCUUGAUGAAUUUGUCACCUUUUUGGUGGAACAUAUUUUACGUGCAAUGCGAUCGAUGGAGGAAAGUGUGGAAUUUCAUCUGAAAUCUAAUUCAUGUCGAAUUAAGCCUGAAGGUGAAUCCGUUUGUACUCCUUGCAAGCCAAACAUUGCAUAUAAACUAGCCAAAAAGUUUCAUUUUAAUAUUUCGCAGUAUCUAAGGAUGAAAUUUGAGGGUUCAGAAGUUGCUUCACUUCCACAUAUCUGUAAUAUUAAUUAUGCUAAUGCUCCUGAUUGCAUCAAGUUCAGAGUGACCCUUAAAUAUGAUUAUGAAUUAAUAUUGAGGAUGUCGCAUUUAUUAAAGGUUCGGUUCGGUUCGGGUACGGUCGAACACCGAACCGAAUCUGAACAGGGGUUUUACAUUUUUCGAACCCGAACCCGAACCGAACGUGAACAUCGUUAUGGGUUCGGUUCGGAGUUCAUGAACAUGUUCGAGUUCGAACAUACUCAGGUUAAAAAUUAG